AUGGCUCGACCACGGGAAGGCGGCACUCCGCGCAAGCCCUAUAGCAGCACAGAUUCAUCAGCUGAGGAGUUCGAAAGUAGCAGGAGCAACGCCUCAAGCACAGCUCUGCAGCUCCCAGAAAUUGGAACAUCAGAACACGAUAUAACAUUGAAUUAUUACGCCACAGAACAUAGCUUUGACCAGGAGCGGCUAGAAGGGUCGAGCCUGGUUGACCGCUGGCUUUGCCAGUUCACAGGGGCCGGAGUGAACGCUCCAUCUGUCCCUGCAUCUGUCGUUGAAUUUUAUGACAAAUCAUACCACUAUCUACAACAGAGCUACUUUUACAAGAUGAUAGAGCAUGUAAGUCCAGGGUCAGCCACGCUCUGGACGCAGACUCAAGUCCAGGAUGCUGCAUCUUUGCAUGGGCUCUAUGCAGCCGGGAGUGCUGUAGCCGUACGCUUGGCGCCUGAUAAUGGUGCAAAGACCAAAUUGAGGACAAUUGCACGAGAAUAUUACACUCGAUCAUUGAUGAUCAUGCAAGUCAGAAUACAGAAUGGUGAAAACUUGGAGAGGAUUGCAUACGAUACUGCCAGCCUACUCGUGUAUACAUCUGCCUUGAACGAUUGGCCCUCUUAUCGAGUUCACCUGGAUGGCAUGAGGCAUAUUGUUAUGCUUCUGGGAGGUGUGGGACCUGUGAAUCUUGCAGUGCGACUAUUGUUGCUGGUAGGCGAGUCUCAAGCUGCGAGCCAUAUGCUUACCCGAUCUACUUCCAGGCCCCUCGAGUGGGGCACACCUUCCUGGCACGCGAAUCCUGACUUGGCGGAAGCUAGGCAUCUGUUCAAGAUUGACAAUGUCCAGCGGCAUGCUCUGGCACCUGGUGGCAUAAUACAGCCAUCUGUGGAUAGGCUCUUGAAAGAGAUCCAGGACUUUCAUUCCAUUCUGACUCAAUGUUGCAUGAGUGAGAAUGCGCUCAACACGAUGGAUAAUGCCCGUCGCUGGCUUACCAUGAAGUUCUUCGCUCUUACACAAAGGAUAGUCAACGUCUACUGCGACAGUUCCCAGAACAAGCUCUUUCGGACACAGAAUGACUUUAUCAACUCCAUCGAAGGUCUUGAGCGGGCCUUUCUAGUCGCUUUACUCUGUUACCACCAAUGUGUGUAUUAUGCGAAAACCAAUCCAUCAUUGCUCUCCUCUCGUCAUGUUCCAUUUCAUCAUGUCAAGAGGCAUUUGGAACAGUUUACAGGAAAUCCGGAGCAUCUGAAGACGAUCGCGAGUCCCGAAGUGUUAGAGGCCUUGACCUGGAUAUCAUUCGUGGCCACAUACGAGGAUGGUCUCAAUGAAGGCGACUUGAUCCAUGGUGGAGUUUCUGGUUGGAGUUCCAACUUCUGUCAUCAAAUGAUCUCACUUCAACAGACCUCGAUCAGAACCGGCAAUGAUCUCCGAAAUCAGCUAAUGAAGGUAUCAUACUGUGACUCUGUGUUUGGCCCUUCUCUCCACCGCCUUUGGGACCAGAUGCACAGGCGAAAAGGCCCUCAUACAUAUUGA
Molecule: messenger RNA, 1524 nt
Organism: Exophiala bonariae
Lineage: Eukaryota; Fungi; Ascomycota; Eurotiomycetes; Chaetothyriales; Herpotrichiellaceae
Exons: 1
Coding region: 1-1524 (507 amino acids)
Source: RefSeq, a predicted model, not a curated record